AUGGACAAGGUGACUCAAGAUAGGAUUCCAGACAGAUUUGGUGAUCCUGGAGAUCCUGGUGGCUCAGGGUACCAUGGUGGUGAUGACAGCUACAGAGGCGUGCGCAGAAAGGGCAGGUAUGGUGGUCCCCCAGGAGGAGGACCCCCUGGAGACCCUUGGGAUCCCGAUGGUGGUGGUGACCCUCCAGCUGGCCCUGGAGGAGGUGGAGGAGGAGAUGGCCCCAGACGCAAGUUGUUCCAUGCCAAGCCAGAUGCCAAUGCGUACCCCACCCUCAAGUCCAACAAGGACUUCGACCAAUGGUACAGCGUGUUUAUAACAACGGCUAGGGCACAGGGAUUGUAUGCUCUCUUCGACUCCAAUUAUGUGCCAUUGGACCAGGAGUCUGCUUUUGAGCUCCGUAGGAUGAACGAAUGGUUCUACGCGGUCCUGCAGAAAAUCAUCAAGACAACCAAGGGCAUGGUGAUAGGCAAGGAACAUUUUCAUGAUUGUGACUGCUUUCAUAUUCUACAUGCAUUGAUCCAGGAUGCCCACACCUCUGUGGAAGGUACACUGGAGUCCGUGGAGACCCUCAACUGGCUCACCAGGGUCAAGUACUCCACAACCAAGGGAUCUGCAGUGGAGUUCAUCAUCAACUGCGAUGAGGUUCUCACACGAUACAACGAUUCCAAGACCAACGAGCAGGAUAAACUCAGUGAUAGUAUCCAAAAACUGUUCCUACAGCAGGCGUUCAUCGACAUCAAGGUUCUCAAUGACAACAGCGCCAGAGAACAGGAGAACAUGUGCAGCAAUGGUGCACACAUGUCCUACUCAUAUGAGAAAUACAAGGAGGUCCUGACCAAUGCUGCUACCAGGUUUGAUGUCAACCACAAGCUUCUAUUCCCUGGUAGAUCCCGCAGAGCCAACAUGGCUGUGAUCGACGAGUCUGAGGAUGAAGCCGGGCAACCUGAUGGCAUGGAUAGUCCAACGGAUGACCUCACUCAUCUCCAAGCAUUUCCGGCCAUGAGGGACCCCUCUGCCCGGCUCCCAGACCAACAUUGGACCCAACUUUCUAGUACGGGCAAGAAGAAUUGGCAUCAAUUUGAUGACCACGACUGA
Messenger RNA from Seminavis robusta, 1095 nucleotides. Lineage: Eukaryota; Bacillariophyta; Bacillariophyceae; Naviculales; Naviculaceae. The record is from the annotation of a GenBank genome assembly.